Molecule: messenger RNA, 3582 nt
Organism: Punica granatum (pomegranate)
Lineage: Eukaryota; Viridiplantae; Streptophyta; Magnoliopsida; Myrtales; Lythraceae
Source: RefSeq, a predicted model, not a curated record
UUGCUCCUCCACACGAUAAAAAUAGAGUUAGUGCAUCGAAACAAUCAUGAUGUAAUUUUAACAUGGUUUUCGAGCUCAAGCGACCGGGUCCAAGUCUGGGGACAGUUGCAGGAUUGCUCCUGCCCUGAAAAUUAGAUCUUCCCUUUUUCGGUAUUUCGGGCCAGCAAACUGGGGAGCUCAUUUAGUAGCUGGCAUCUGGUCCAUGAGUUAGAUGUCGCUGAUCAGAGGCAAUUCUCCACCCUUGAGUCUUGCGCCGUCCUUAUUAUCAUCCAUUUCUGAAAUCACCACCUCCCUGUUGUGCAUAGAUAUCGAAAGGGAAACCUUUAUUCAAUUUGGGUGUUACAUUUACCGAGCGUCUUCUGCUAUCAUGGAGUUGCAGACAACCAAGAAUGCUCCAAGAAAUGCAGCCGAGAUUCUUCAGUCAAUUUCCCGGAAAAUUGAUCUUGCGAGGGAUUUAGUUUCCAAAUGUCAAACAGGCACAUCCUCAGUUUCUGAUGCUGAACUGAGGCUCCUCGUAUCACAACUUGAGGAAGUAACGAAGCACAUAGGGGAGGACUUGAGCUCAAUACCACCUUCAACAUUCGAGGACCAGAAUUAUGUCAGAGUUGCUGUCAGAAGCUUGUCUGACGAGAUGCAGCAUGCCUGCUUCCGAGUUGCACAAUCAGAGACAGAAAAACAAGGAGAGGUGGAAACUCAGCCUAAACAAACAGAAGAAGCACAACUCGAGACAGAUCUUUACUCUGUGAAUGUUGAAGUUUCUAUGAUGAGUUCCAACUUCUCGAUUGAAUCAGAUUCAAGUGGAUUUUCUCAAAGCAUUGGUAGCAUCUUAAUGAAGCCUCGGAGGAUGAGCAGGAACUCAACAGGACACCAAUUCGGUGAUCAGUUUGUUGAGCCAAUGUACGGGACAUUCUACUGCCCGCUUUUGAAGAAAAUUAUGGAGGAUCCCGUCACUACUGAGACUGGAGUCACAUAUGAAAGGAAAGCGAUUGCAGAGUGGUUUAAUAAGUUUGACAAGACGGGCGACUUUUUCUGCCCAACCACAGGGAAAAAGUUGAGUAGUCGAGUCCUGAGCACAAAUAUGGCUCUGAAGACAACCAUAGAGGAGUGGAAGGAUCGGAAUGAAGCAGGGAGAAUCAAGAUUGCUCGUGCCGCACUCUCUUUGGCUAGUUCACCGACAAUGGUGCUUGAAGCAAUAGAAGAACUUGCACAAAUUUGCAAAAGGAAAUGCUUCAACAAGGUACAAGUCUGCAACAUAGGAAUAUUGCCAAAACUAGUCAAGCUUCUGGGUUACAAGGACAGAAGCGUGAGAAGUGCUUCGCUUGAUUUGCUGCGACAGUUGGCCGAGGAUGACAAUGAUGGCAAGGAAAUGAUCGCAAACUCCAUGGAUCUAUCCAUACUAGUGAGAAUGCUGUCAAGCAGUCACCAAGCCACGAGGAAAGCAGCAUUGCUGUUAUUGCUCGAGCUUUCAAAGUCCCAAUCACUCUGCAAAAAGAUCGGCUCAGUUAAUGGAGCAAUGUUGGUUCUGAUCUCGACUAAGUACAAUUCUACUGACUCAUUUGCUCCUGCUAAAGCAACUGAGAUCUUAAGGAAUCUCGAGUCCUGGCCAAACAACAUCAAGUAUAUGGCUGAAAAUGGAUACGUAGAACCACUGCUGAACCAUCUUACUGAAGGUAAUGAAGAGAUUAAGCAGGAGAUGGCGACCUACCUCGGGGAGAUCUACCUCGAUCACGACACACAGACUUAUGUCGCUGAGAGAGCUGCCUCUUCGCUUAUGGCAAUGGUGCAGAGAGGUAAUGGCUUUAUGAGGACGCCGGGGUUUAAAGCUCUGGCCAGGAUCUCCACUUACCAUCCAAACAGCAAAGUUCUCGUCGAAGCUGGAAUCGUCCCACUCAUGAUUGAAGAGAUGUUCAAUCGCCAAAUCUCUGAUGAUAUGAUGAACUCGAAAGCAGAAGCCGCCUCGAUUCUUGCAAAUAUAAUCGACUCGGGAAUAGAUCUAGAGAAGAUCGAGGUGAACUCUCAUGGCCACACAAUGGCGUCAGACUAUAUCGUCUACAACAUAGUCUACAUGCUGGGGAGUUCGACUCCGGACGAGCUCAACAUCAACCUCAUCAAGAUUCUCCUGUGCAUGACCAAGUCCGAGAAAUUGAUGGCCACGAUCGUGUCUGUCCUAAAAGAGAAUGAAGGAAGCUACACUCUGAUUGAGCUGAUCAAUAAUCCAGAGGAAGAACUCUCCUUGGCAGCUAUAAAGCUUCUGCUAACAGUUUCUUCCCAUAUCGGCCACAUGAUAUCGGAAAGGCUCUGCAAGACAAACGGCUUACCCGAAAAUCUCAUCCAGAUGGGCCCCUCAAUGGAUAAUCAGAUCAUGGAGAAGCAAGCGAUAUCUGCGAAAUUUCUUGACAAACUUCCCCACAAGAACCUGACUCUCAACCUCGCCAUUCUAAAUAAGGGACUAAUACCCGAUAUCUUGCAUAAUAUCGAACAAGUACAACGAAGUGGGACUAGAUCGAGCAAGUAUGGAAACACUUACUUAGAAGGCCUCACAGGCAUUUUGGUUAGAUUCACCACCACUCUGUAUGAUCCUCAGAUAAUUACUGUUGCAAGAAAGUACAACUUCACGUCAGUGUUCACGGACCUGCUGACGAAGGCAUCGAGUGAUGAGGUCCAAAGGCUGUCAGCAACUGGGUUGAAGAACCUCUCAGCAGAGUCUGUGAACCUGUCAAAGCCUCCAGAGAUGAAGAAACCCAAGUUCAUGAAAGUGAUCUCCCUGCCCCAGUCUCUGUCCUUCCGCUCCUCAUCGAGGAAAUUGAAAAUGCCAGUCUGCCCUGUCCACCGAGGAGCCUGUUCCUCGCAGAACACAUUCUGUCUGAUCGAUGCCAAGGCCGUGGAGAGGCUGCUGGGCUGUCUGCAGCACGAGAAUGCUGAGGUUGUUGAGGCUGCGCUGUCAGCUCUAUGCACACUGCUAGAUGACGGGGUCGAUGUGGACAAGAGCUUGAAUGUCUUGAACGGAUCGAAUGCUGUUCAGCACGUCCUGAAUGUGGUGAAGGAUCACAGGGAGGAAAGGCUGUGGCAGAAGUCAUUUUGGAUGAUCGAGAGGUUCUUGGCCAGGGGAGGGGAUGACAAUAGCUCCUCCACCUCCUGCAUAUCACAGGACAGGUUGUUGCACACGGCGCUCAUCACUGCAUUCCACAGAGGGGACGGGACAACAAAGCAAGUGGCGGAGAGGAUACUGAGGCACUUGAACAAGAUGCCCCAGGAUUCUUCUUCCAUUUGCAUAGCAUCCAUGAGCACUACCCUCUGAAGAGAAAAGAGCAGAACUGUACGCUGACUUUAUGUCGAGCUCUGUAAUCAGUGGCAUUCAUCCCUACCAAUGCCAUCAAUCUUGUAAAAUGCGUAGCACUUGGCAAAUCCAAAAGAAUAUGAGUUGAAAGCAAGGAUUGUACCUACGGCCAUUUCGGCUAUUGAAAGAACAGAAAAUUGAAGCAACUCCUGAGGAUUUUCAUGGUCAUGUUGAAAGCAAUAAAUCACUGAAUGAGAGAAGAAUUGAAGAAAACAUAGGGCAGAGGAAGCAGUCAUUACAGUUAA